Molecule: messenger RNA, 617 nt
Organism: Amoebophrya sp. A120
Lineage: Eukaryota; Dinophyceae; Syndiniales; Amoebophryaceae
Source: the annotation of a GenBank genome assembly
AUGCGGUUACCGGAAAAAACGGCCGAAAGUAGCCACUUCUGUGUCGCGGGGGAUGCGGAAUUCACUCUGUUAGAUUCACCGCGGGGCUGGAGUAGUUCAUUCCGACAGACCCGCGCCCUUGCUGAGGCGUUCGCCUUUCGCGGUACCGACUGGUGCGAGUCUGCUUCAAGGAGUACUAAAACUACAGAUGCGUUUAUCAAACAAAAAAAGUUCGUCACGAUCACUCAUGGGCAUUUUUGCAAGACAAAACUGUCUGUCAUGCGUAAAAAUGCAUCACAGCCACACUUCGAGAGGGAUUUCCCUAGUGUUUCUGCAACACAAGGAGAAGUUGUGAUGCAAAAAAAGAUUUGUAAUGCAAAACCUGCAACUUAGUGACUGUGACAAACUUUUUUCUCUCCAUAGCGUUUCAGUUUACCAACGGGUAUAACAAAGGGCUCGGGUUGCCGCCGGUCCGGGCAGAGAUCAUGAACCAGGUCGGCGGUGGUCUCCUGCAUGGGGAUUCGAACCUCGUCCAGUGGUCUUCCGUGCUGGAACACUGCCACUGCGUGCAGAAACUGGAAUUCGACCCGUUCGACUAUUUGUGGAAGGUCUACGCCCCCACCGCGGAAGACAUUGGC